AUGCUCACAAGAUUGAAAUUCAGAGGAGAUUUGAAGUUAUUUGUUAGAUGUUUAUCAGAAAAACCACCAGAAAAAGAUGGGAAUCCACCAAAUUUAAAACCUAUGGAUGAAAAUGUACAAACAGAAACCUCUAAAUCCGAAUCCUCAACCGAAAAAAUUCAAGAACUUCUUAAAAGUAUGAUGGCUGCACCUAAAAUUAAUGAAACGGAAUAUAAAGAGAAAUUUACAACGGCUCCUGAAAUCCCGCGACAAAAAAAGCAGAAGGCUGAAAGCAUUCAAGAUAAAAGUAAAUUAUUUGAACAAAACCUCACUAAGGCAGCAGAAGAUGUUGCUAAUGCAAUUGGUGGAGAUAUCAAACAAACGGAAGCUGAGUUACUUUCCAAAGUUUUAGGAAAGAUUAAUCAAACAUCUACAAGUUUAAGCGAUCUUCUUAUUGGUAUGAAAGUUGACCGAUCAAAGGAACCUGAUGAAGGUAUGAAUCGAGAAACUAGAGGUCAACAAGUGAAACGUCUUGUAGAUAGACCUCCCUCAGAUGCACAGAAAACAAGAUAUAUUAAAAGAAGAGAACAGGGUAGUAAUGAGAAACAAUAUGAAAGAAAAAGUUUACAGCAAGCUACAGUGGUAAACAUAUUCAGUGGAGAGCCUUUGGGCAUAUUCAAAGCAAAAGAAGGAAAUUAUGGCACCAAACUUGAAAUGUGGGAAAGUCUGAAUGAGAGGGAAUUAAAUUUAGCAACUUUGCAACCCCCAACAAAUUAUUUCCAGAAAAUGAUACAAUGGACAGAACAGGGAAAAGUUUGGAAGUUUCCUAUUGAUAAUGAACAAGGUUUAGAGGAGGAAGCUGAUGUUCAUUUCUCUGAGCACAUAUUUCUCGAUACCCAUCUCGAAGGCUGGUGCCCCAAUCGCGGACCUAUUCGACACUUCAUGGAGCUGGUGUGUGUGGGUCUAUCGAAAAAUCCAUUCUACACUGUUCAAGAGAAGAAGGAUCACAUAAUGUGGUACAAGGAAUAUUUCGAAACUAAAAAGGAUGUUUUAACUGAAAUAGGUGUGUGGGAUAUGAAGCCUGUAGACAAAGAGGCAUCUGUG
Messenger RNA from Iphiclides podalirius (scarce swallowtail), 1083 nucleotides. The record is from the annotation of a GenBank genome assembly. Lineage: Eukaryota; Metazoa; Arthropoda; Insecta; Lepidoptera; Papilionidae.